Vidua chalybeata is the source of this 990-nucleotide messenger RNA. RefSeq names its product RAB, member of RAS oncogene family like 3 (gene RABL3). Gene Ontology annotation, biological process: intracellular protein transport. The coding region runs from base 166 to 876 and encodes 236 amino acids. Lineage: Eukaryota; Metazoa; Chordata; Aves; Passeriformes; Viduidae. The transcript has 8 exons. Gene Ontology annotation, molecular function: GTPase activity. The record is from RefSeq and is a predicted model, not a curated record. Gene Ontology annotation, cellular component: endomembrane system.
UAGAGAACAGCGCCUUCCCGCCCUCACCGGGGCUAAACCAAUCAGAAGUGAGAACCGUGCUGGCCUCUCGAGCAGGCAGCCAAUAGGUUGAGAGGAGCAGGAAGAACACGCGCCGCGAUUGGCCGGCGCCCCGGUGGCAGGGCGUUGUUGCUAAGCAGGGUAAAGAUGGCGGCUCUGGACAGGGUCAAGGUGCUGGUGCUGGGCGACUCCGGUGUCGGGAAAUCGUCGCUCGUUCACCUCUUGUGCCACAACCAGGUGUUGGGAAAUCCGUCCUGGACAGUGGGCUGCUCCGUGGAUGUGCGAAUCCAUGACUACAAAGAAGGAACCCCAGAAGAGAAGACCUAUUACAUUGAGCUGUGGGAUGUUGGAGGUUCUGUGGGCAGUGCCAGCAGUGUGAAGAGCACGCGAGCAGUGUUCUAUAAUUUGCUGAAUGGGAUAAUUUUAGUGCAUGACUUGACCAACAAGAAAUCAUCCCAGAAUUUGUAUCGCUGGUCUCUGGAAGCACUCAACAGAGAUGUUGCUCCAACAGGAGUUCUCGUGACAAAUGGUGACUAUGACCGUGAACAGUUUGGUGAUAACCAGAUCCCACUGCUGGUAAUAGGAACUAAACUGGAUCAGAUCCCAGAAACUAAGAGGAAUGAAGUUUUGACCAGAACAGCAUUCUUGGCUGAGGAUUUCAAUGCUGAAGAGAUAAAUUUGGACUGCACCAGUCCUCGUUACCUGGCUGCAGGUUCAUCCAAUGCUGUCAAACUAAGCAGGUUUUUUGAUAAGGUCAUAGAGAAGAGAUACUUCUUAAGAGAUGGCAAUCAGAUUCCUGGUUUCUCUGAAAGGAAGAGAUUUGGAGGAGGAACACUGAAGAGCCUUCAUUAUGACUGAGCACUGAAGAAGUGGAAGAUGACUUCUCUGAGUUCCUAAUGACAUUCCCAUUUUGACUGGAUGCUCAAAGACAGUAAUGCUUCUGUCAAGCAGAGUAAAAUGAUAUUACAGCUG